This is a messenger RNA of Halichondria panicea, 1058 nucleotides long. RefSeq names its product peroxisomal biogenesis factor 19-like. The coding region runs from base 52 to 948 and encodes 298 amino acids. Gene Ontology annotation, cellular component: peroxisome; peroxisomal membrane. Lineage: Eukaryota; Metazoa; Porifera; Demospongiae; Suberitida; Halichondriidae. The transcript has 6 exons. Gene Ontology annotation, biological process: protein import into peroxisome membrane. The record is from RefSeq and is a predicted model, not a curated record.
AAACGAGCAGAUACGCCCACUUCACUUUUACACGUGGUUUAGAAAAGAGAAAUGGCUUCCAAGGAUAUGGAUGAGGGCAGUUCCCCUCCCUCUAAGAGCGACCCUCCAGCACAAGAGGAGGUGGCUAGCGACCCUGAGCUAGAGGAACUCCUAGACAGAUCCCUUGGUGAGUUUGGCAAGCAUGUGCCUACUGCAAAGGAGACCUCACCGCCUCCCAAGCCAAAGGACACGCCCAUUUUACCACUAAACGUGGAGGCCGAAUUCAGCGAAGUUUUUAGUGAAGAAUUUGCCGCACAAGCAGAAACACAGUUAGAGGAAGCCAUGAAAAUGAUGCAGUCUGAAAAUCCCGAUCUAUGGAAGCAAUUCGAAGACUUUUCGAGUACCCUUGGAAUACCGCCAGGGGGCGUGGCUAGUCACGGUGAGUCGUCAGUGGAUAGCGGAGGAGAGGCGGCUAAGAAGAGUGGAAGCAGGGAAGAGUCACUGGCCGGGGUGUUCGAGGAAACACUACAAAAAAUGAAGCAGAAUACGGAGGGGUUAGGGAGUGGAGGUGUGCUACCAGAGGCAUCAGAAGAAGAUGAUGACCAACUGCUCAAGAUGAUGCAAGGGAUGAUGUCAUCACUCCUCUCCAAGGACGUGCUCUACCCCUCCCUCACAGAGCUCUGUAAACAGUAUCCUGACUGGCUAUCAGAGCAUAAGGCAGAGAUAUCAGAAGAGGACUACCAGCGAUACUCCAAACAACUGGAGAUCAUGAGCACGAUUUGUACAGAGUUUGAGAGCGACUCUGAGGAACCAGCCAAGGCCACGUCUGACAAGAUACUGUCUCUAAUGCAACGGCUGCAGCAGUAUGGCCAACCUCCCGCUGAGCUGUCACCUGGAGACAGUGAGGGGGCUGCUGGGUUUUUGCCACCUGGAGGAGACAUGAACCCACAGAACUGCUCAUUGAUGUGAACCACUGUAUUGAAUACUGAGUUUGAGUUAUAUAAUUAUUUUAUAUUAUUUUGUGCACUUUAUAUACAUGUACCUUUUAUUUUGUGUGUGGCAUAUGUUUUGAAUCUAAC